AGUCUUAUUUUAAAAACAAAGGUUUAAUCUAAGACAUUUUUUUUGAAUUUUUGAAAAAACUAUUUUCUUUGAAAAAAAUCGUAUUAAAAAAUGGUAUUCUUCAAGAAUAAUUUAUGCACUAAUAGAAAGUUUUUUCCAAAAUUCGAAGAAGAUAUAUCCUAAAUGAAACCUUCGUCUUUAAUGAGAUUUUGUCCAUUAAAAUUGGUAAAGAAUUACGCCUAUUCUCAUUGUUGGCGUAAAUACUAUUUUCGACAUUUUUCGCGUAAAAAAGUUUUAUACUGUGGCGCCCCUCGAAAUUUGCGGCGAAAGAAAAGAAGCUCCUAUCCCCACUACUGAUUUCCACAUACACUUAAAUGGGGUAUGUUUAUUUCGUGAAGCAGCAAUUACUUGCUAGUUUGAAUACGUAAAUAGCUGCUGCUUAGAUUUUUUGAAUCAUUCCAAACAAAAGAAAUACGUUUUACGAUACUUGCACAGAGAAUCUACGGUAACUUGGUCAUUUUUUGGACAGAUGAUUCUAUGACAAAAAUAAAAAAAUUUGUGUCCAAUGUCACAAAAAUUGUUAUAUUAAAGAAUAUAAUCAUAAACAUACUUUUUCUUAAUUUUUACGAUUAUCGAAUUGGUUUUCAUUUGUACUGCGAACAUCGAAACUCUCUCAUUUUAAACGUGAAAAUUUAUAAAUUAAUACCUUUGAUAAUUUUUCAAUUAUUUAAACGAUCUUCAAUGUAAAUGUAGUACAAUAAACUAAUAUUUAAACAAUAGUAUAUUUAUUUAAUUAUUAAAAAAACGGAAAUGCGCGAGGAACUUGAAAUAGUUUCAAUUUAAAAUUCCAAUACUUAAAAAUUUUCAUCUCAGGAUUGUUGGCCAUAUGCAAUAUCGAUAUAUUCGGAUUUAUUAUUGAUUUUAACGAAUACUGGAUCAGUUCUUUUGAUGUCAAUACAUCGAAGAUCUCUAUGAAUGUCUUUGCUGCAAGUAUCAAUGAAUAUUUUAAAUAUAUUUUUAUAUCACACAUUUUUUUCAAUAAUUUAUACAAUUUCUUAUUAAUUUAUACAGUUUCUUAUUAAUUUAUACAGUGUUACUACUUAUUUUGUUCGUAUUUUUUUGUUUCAGAAUUUCAUUGCAAUUGCGCACGUAGCGUUUUCUUUAUUUACUCUUAUUAAUUCUAAGUCUCAAGUGGGACCCAUAGUUAGGGCCUAGAAAUUCAGGAAGCACGAAUGGUCGUGCUUAAUAAUCCAUUAUGUCUGAAACUGAUGGUAUCAGACGAUGAAGCUAUCCGUAAGCGGAGUUUCAUACUUUUUCUGUUAAUUAAGAAGCUUGAAGCUCCCAAAAUGGAAAAGUAUCGCGAAACGUGGAGUUUAGAAUAGAGUCAACAGCGUCAAUUCAUAUGCAGCAACUUCCUCGUAAUGAAAAUUAGAUCGGUAUUACUAGCGAAGUCUGUAAAUCAUAUAAUGCAAGUACUACCAAACAAAUGGUUGCAUAUUUCAAUGUAUUUUCAAAAUCUUUUUGAUCUAAUUCUGAUUAUGUAUUAAUAUUUUAUAUUGCCAAUAAUUCUUCUACAGGUAAAUAAAUAAGAUAUAGUUAGGUUCAAAGAUAAUUUCUUUAAAUUUGCAAAUUUAUAUACUAAUUGUCGUAUGUGUUAAUUAUAUUUAUUAUUCUUUUAUUCUUUUAUCGUGAAACAAAUGCAUACAGACAUCGUAUUUAACACGGAUCACAGCAUGACGUACUUAUAUAUAUCUUUUUUUGAUGAUUUUAUCAUCAAAUUGUUAUAUUAUUAUAUACGCGUGAAGGGGAUUAAACGAGCAUAUACACUGAUACGAUAAACACAUGGUGAAGCAAUGUUGUCCGCUUGUCUCAUAGUUCAUGUUUUGUACGUACCUGUCGCUGAAGUCAUAUACGCUUCGAACAAGAAAUAGUGAAGAACCUUAAUGGCUGAAUUCAAAAUAUUCUACAUAUUUUUCGUAUGAUAAAGGUUAGAACGGAGAAGAUCGUAUACAUCCUAUUAUUGUUAAAUGUAUUUAAAAAUAAAAUAUAUAAUUAAAUAAAAAUAUUUUAUAAUGAAUGUAUUCAGAAUAGUAUCAUAUGUAUCUCAUAGAGCAUAUAGUAGAAAAAAUGUUGGUAUUCGAAGUAAAUUAAAGAUAUUAGAAGCUGCUAGAUCAGAAGUUAACCUCGAAGAAUUGGAUUUUCAUGAUUUAGAUGAAUUUGAAGCAGAGUUCAUGAAUGCUGAUAAGUUUCAUAAAAAUUAUGAGCGGGAAGUGAUAAAAAAUAGAAUCAAACUCAAGAAUCAAAUUGUUGCAACAAAAUAUUUUAAAAAAGACAAGGAUCCUAACUUUCUUACGUCUGUUGAAAAAGAUCAAAUAUUGAAACUGCAUCAAAGUAAUCCAGAAGAAUGGACUGUAGAAAUGUUAAGUAAAAGUUUUCCAGCUUUACCAAAUACUAUUAAAAAAAUUUUAAAGUCAAAUUGGUCUUACAAAUCAGUAGAACGAAUUUUGCAAUAUGAUGCUACUGUUAUUAAUAAUUGGAAACUAUUUAAAACAGGAAAAUUAUCUGUGAGUCCUGUUUUGCGAGAACAUUUAGCAAAAUUUAAAGAUAGAAAUAUUGUUUUACCUAACAGACAUCUCUUAGCAGAAAAGUUAAUACCACCAAAAUCUGAACUUCCAAAACCAAAAAGUACUUUUUUUACAAAUAUUGUUCAAAGUUAUUUAGAUCAGAAUAGAAGUGAUCAAUGCAAUAAUAAAAUAUUACAAAAUAAUACAGAAGCAAUUACAGAUACAAAUCUUUUAAAUAAUACUGUUAAUAAUAAUAUUAUUUCAAAAAAUAUGCUUGACAAAGGAAAUCCUAUGAAACAGAAAAUAUUGCAUAAAGAUAAUAUAGCAUUAAUUGGAUACAAUUCAGUCUCAUCUAAAAAAAAAAUUACUUUCGAUGAAUUUGCAAAGAAGGAACUUAAAAAAAUUUAUGCAAAAUGUCCAGAAGAAGGCAUUACAUUACUAAAUGCUUAUAAAAAUCAGUUUAAAAAACUUGACAAUACAUUUUCUGAUAUUAAUGAUGAUAUUGUACAAUCAGAACAUAUAAAAACAUUAAAAGAAAAAGAAGUAGAAGAAAAAAAAGAAUUGAUUUUUUCAACAUCAAUCCAAGAAGAAAAACUAACUUCUUUAAAAAAAAGUGAACCACCUCAACUUGUUCCUACAGACAAAAAAGAUUCCAAGUUAGACACUUAUGUGAAGGCAUGGAACAAAAAAAUAAAAGAACAUGAAGUAUAUUCACGACCAAUACAAAUACCACAAAAUAUAUACCAAAAAGGCAAAACUUACAGAAUUUCUGAUUGUUAUUAUGAUGAUGAUGGAGAGUUUUUGUAUAGAGUACCAGGUGUCAGAAAUUAAUGAUAAUACAAAUAGAUAAAUACGGCGCGUGCAUGUGUGUGUGUGUGUGUGUGUGUGUGUGUGUGUGUGUGUGUGUGUGUGCGUAUGUGCGUGUGUAUAUAUAUAUAUAUAUGCAUAGUACAUAAUGUGUAUUAAUAAAUACUUGUAUAUUUAUGUAAGAAGAUACAAAUAUACAAUUAAUUACUUAUAAAAACAAAAGUAUAGUACCUUGAUUUAUUAUUUAGGUUCGAAAACGAGCUUGGAAAUUAACUAAUGUAAAUUUUUUAUAAGUAUAUUUUACAUUUAUAGUAAAGUAUUAAUUAUUGGCAAAUGUAUAUAAUAAUAAAAUAUGAACUAAUAGAAAUCUAUUUGGAAA
Vespa velutina is the source of this 3729-nucleotide messenger RNA. RefSeq lists its product as uncharacterized. The coding region runs from base 2052 to 3374 and encodes 440 amino acids. The record is from RefSeq and is a predicted model, not a curated record. NCBI's taxonomy places the organism in Eukaryota, Metazoa, Arthropoda, Insecta, Hymenoptera, Vespidae. The transcript is spliced from 2 exons. Gene Ontology annotation, cellular component: nucleus.